AUGACAACCCACUCCAGUACUCUUGCCUGGAAAAUACCAUGGACAGAGGAGCAUGGAACCCUCAAUUUUCUCUCCUGCCAAUGUUUGAGGUCAUUCUGCCACACAGAAAGUCAAAGCUACUGUGACAAUUCAGAAACAAUUACCACUUGCAAGUACUGCACAGCUGAAACCAUGAUAAGCACUAGCAAUACAAACUCUUGCAACAAUUGUGUUAGUUUAUCACAAACCCUGGCAGACAUUAAUAAAUUGUUGUUGAAUCAAUUAUUCAAUUUUAUCACUAAAUACAUUGAACAGAAGAGCAUAAAGAGUCUAAAUGGAUCAUGCCAACAUUUGACCAGACACAAACAAGUUGUAGAUCAUUUAGUCAAGUUCAUAAAGAGAAGAGGACUUUUAUAA
This is a messenger RNA of Rangifer tarandus platyrhynchus (Svalbard reindeer), 396 nucleotides long. The record is from the annotation of a GenBank genome assembly. NCBI's taxonomy places the organism in Eukaryota, Metazoa, Chordata, Mammalia, Artiodactyla, Cervidae.